Messenger RNA from Gigantopelta aegis, 4490 nucleotides. Its product is annotated as atrial natriuretic peptide receptor 1-like. Gene Ontology annotation, biological process: protein phosphorylation; intracellular signal transduction; cGMP biosynthetic process. The record is from RefSeq and is a predicted model, not a curated record. Lineage: Eukaryota; Metazoa; Mollusca; Gastropoda; Neomphalida; Peltospiridae. The transcript is spliced from 23 exons. Gene Ontology annotation, molecular function: ATP binding; peptide receptor activity; guanylate cyclase activity. The coding region runs from base 8 to 3163 and encodes 1051 amino acids. Gene Ontology annotation, cellular component: membrane.
GGGGGUUAUGUUGAUCAGAGACAACUCGACGCCGUACACGCUGGAACGCGUCGAGCCGGCCAUUCAAGUCGCCAUCAACAUGGUCAACUCUGAAAUUCUCAACUCCAGCUAUAGACUGGUACCCGUCCUCAGGGCGUACGACAACGAGUGUAGCGCGCGCAACGGAACAGGGUUUGCGUCCCAGUUAUUCUUUACGGAACAUAUCUCCGCCAUGAUUGGUCCCGCGUGUUCACUUGCUUUGGACGGAGUGGCGCGUUUGGCUGGAUACUGGAACAUCCCAAUAAUAACUGGUGUUGGCGCCUCCGGGAUCUUCGCCGGAAGUGACGUCUACCCGACGUUGACGAGGUUCGCGUACUGCCAGUGUCACGUGCGCCGCGUCCUGUCGGCCAUAUUCCGCAAGUACAACUGGUCGGAGAUCAGUGUGUUGGUGGACGUGAGCCACCAACAGAACCUCGUCCUCGGCAACUCCCUCCGAGACGGCCUGCAGAAGGAGGACAUCCGGCCCAACGUCAUCGACUACCACAUAGACCAGCCGAAGGAGAAAACAGUGGAAUAUAUCAGAGCACAUUCCAGAAUUAUUAUUUUCGCCAUGAGUGGUGAUACGCUGAGAGAAUUUUUAUUGAAGUUCUACGAGUUGGGUUAUAUCAGCACCGGCGAGUACGUCUUCUUCGACAUACUUCCGUUUCCGUUUCCGGGUGACUACUGGGGCAACCAUGAUUGGAGGAGAGGUGACUCACGUGACCCUGACGCGAAGAAGGCGUACGAAGCUCUACUUCGUAUCUCUUUAUUCCAGCCCACGUCGGAAUACUGGACAAAUUUCACACAGCUCGUAAUUCAGAAAGCUGACGAGACGUACAAUUUCGACUUCAAAGGCGAAAACGUGAAUUUUUUCAUUGGCGCGUUCCAUGACGCCGUGGUCAGAUACGGUUACGCGGUGAAAGAGGGCCUAGAACGCGGAAUCCACUACACGGACGGCUACAAAGUGUCACAACUCAUGUGGAACAAAACAUUCACUGGAGUUACCGGUGAAUACAGAAUUAACGACAACGGCGAUCGCGAAACCAACUUUGCCAUUUUAGACAUGGAUCCGGAGACGGGCGAUUUUCAGGCGGUUGCUUAUUUCUCAGGGGAGGGGUCUGACGGCUAUGUGCCGGACCUGGCGCGCUCGAUCCACUGGGCCGGCAGAAGACUGGAACCGCCGCUGAAUGUUCCGAUCUGUGGUUACCUGGGAAACCUUUCUGUUUGUGAAAACAACGAUCUGCCUAUGUACGCGAAAGUCCUACUAAGUCUCCUGGCAAUAAUCACGGUAGCUAUUAUAUCCGGGAUUAUAUUUUAUCGGAAAGUGUUUCGUCGCUGUAAAUGGGAAAAAGAGCUCGCCGACAUGUCAUGGAGAGUGAAGCUUUCUGAUCUGAACUUUCAAAGUAACGCCAUGGGAAGUCGGGUCAGCAAGUUAUCAUGCGGCUGGCUAAAUGAUGAUCAGAUGUCAAAAAGCGCAUCCUCCUGCAACACGCAGGUUGUAGCCACUGACUUACAGGGCGUGAACCAGAAUUUCACUAAAAUGGCUACCUACAAGGGAAUUGUCGUAGCAGUGAAGCACAUUGGCCAGGAUAAAGUACUUCUAACUCGGGAGAUACUGAUGGAGUUGAAAUUGAUGCAGCAUGUUCACCACGAGAACAUGACCCAGUUUAUUGGAGCGGUGAUUGAAUUAAAGAACAACUUCAUCAUCACCGAAUACUGCAGCAAGGGCAGUUUACAGGAUGUUCUACAGAACGAUUCUAUAAAACUGGACUGGAUGUUUAGACUGUCCUUACUGCGAGACAUCGUCAGGGCAAUGACCUUUCUUCACCAGUCUCCUAUCAAAGUUCAUGGACGUCUGAGGUCAACAAACUGCCUCGUAGACCGGAAGUUUGUGCUCAAGAUAUCUGGGUUUGGACUUCCAACUCUAUGUAAACGGUCGCCAAACGAAGAAGCUAACACGCAUGCGUAUUUUGAAAAGUUGCUAUGGGUUGCGCCGGAACUACUUCAAGUCCCUCAGCAUGCUCGAACGCAGAAAGGCGAUGUCUACAGUUUCGGAAUUAUUCUUGAAGAAGUCAUCCACAGAGCUCUACCGUACGACAAGCUCAGAUCAGAACUGGGGCCCAAGGAAAUAAUUGGACUGGUAGGCAGUCACUUGGAUCCACCGUUUCGACCAAAGCUAGAUGCCUACCAGGGUACCGUACCACUCGGCGUGUACAGUCUAAUGUACCGAUGUUGGGCGGAAUUGCCCGAUGACAGACCGACUUUCACUACCAUCGGUAAAACCAUCGGAAAGCUACAGGGGCAAGUAAUGGGUUUAGUGUUUACUAUUACUUUACUUUUUAAUAAACGUUGUGAAUUAUAUCUUCUGGGGAAUGAAUACUUGAAUAGGAACAAAGAAGUGAACCUUGUGGAAGCACUGAUUCGACGUCUGGAAGAAUAUUCCUCUAAUUUAGAAGACACUGUCGAGGAGCGAACGCAGCAACUAUUGAUUGAGAAGAAAAAAUCAGAAACUCUUCUAUACCAAAUAAUUCCAGUGUCAGUGGCGAAUCAGCUGAAACAAGGGAAGCACGUGGUGCCGGAGAUGUUCGACAAUGUAACAGUCUAUUUCAGCGAUAUCGUCGGCUUCACCAAGAUGUCAUCGGAGAGUACGCCAGUGGAGGUAGUGGAGUUUCUGAACGACCUGUACACCCUGUUUGAUGGCGUCAUUGGGCACUAUGACGUAUACAAGGUGGAGACAAUCGGUGACGCCUACAUGUGUGUUUCCGGCCUGCCAAUCAAAACCGAUAACCAUGCUGUGGAGAUCUGCCGCAUGGCUCUGGCGUUGCUACAAGGAGUGAAACAGUUCAAGAUCAGACACAGGCCACACGACCAACUACGAGUUCGUAUCGGCGUCCAUUCAGGUCCCUGCGCUGCCGGCGUCGUUGGGCUGAAGAUGCCGCGCUACUGUCUGUUUGGUGACACCGUCAACACGUCGUCCAGGAUGGAGUCCAAUGGGGAAGCUCUAAAGAUCCAUAUUAGCCAAACGACAAAAUACUUUGUUGAUGACCAGUUUGAUACAGAAUUACGUGGUAAAAUCGAAAUGAAAGGAAAAGGAGAACAGAUGACUUACUGGUUGAUUGGAGAACGAAGCAAAAAAGAGGAGUGAUUUGUGAUUUAACUUCCACGUUAGGAAAUGAGGAACUUAUAGUUCGUUUAUGAAGUCCAGUAUUUCUUCCAUAGAUAUAGAAUUGAAUAUAUUUAGAAGGAAACAAUUUUCUCUUUCAGUUUUGUUUUAUUACGCUAUAAUGUCAUUAUAUGUAGAAUCUGAACAACCAUACUGUCACUAUAAUUAAAAAUCGCAUCUGUAAACAUAACAGAGUCAAAUGGAAUCUUUGUUGAAACGAUUUUGACUUCUAACAUAAAACGUUGUCAUGUGCUUUAAGUAUAGGAGGGCUGCCACGCUAGAGACUGGUUAUUCAAAUUAAAAACUACACAAAUCAUUAUUACGUGCAAAUACGUAUAGACAGUUGUAUAUCAACAUAGGGUAUAGCACAUGUAAAUGUUUUAUUACAUCGUCCAAUUUUACACCAACCUCAAUACAAAUCCACUGUUCUUCACGCGGGACGUACUCAAAAUUAACAUGAAUAUAGGUAUGUGUCAAAGAUUUCUCCAUCCUCUUUAUUGAUACACAUAAUUUGUCACUUUCUUUUUAUCAAUCAAGCAGAAUAAAUACGGAUUCAUUAAUGUCAUUUAAUUUUUAAUUAUUGUUUUUUAUAAAGAAAUUUACAAAACGUUUUUACAGUUUGUAUUGAGUUUGAUGUUAUAUUUUAAAAAGAAAUUGGACAAUAUAAUAAGAAAGUUGGUGUCAUGUUUUUAAAGAAAACAAUGGACAAUAAGAAAUUGUACUGAAUAUGGUGUCAUGUUUUGAAAACGAAAUUGGACGAUAUAAUAAGAAAUCUUAGUGAAUGUGGUGUCAGAAUAAAUACAGAUGCAUUAAUAUCAAUUAAGUUUUAAUUAUUGUCUUGAUAUUGUGUUAAUAUACAUUAUUUGAGACUUUCUGUUUAUGAAUCAAGACGGGAUAAAUACAGAUGCAGUAAUGUCAAUUAAUGGUUAAUUAUUGUCUUGUUUAUAAAGAAAUUUACAAAACGUUUUCAAGAUGAGUUUUAUGUUAUAUUUUUAGAAAGAAAUUGGAUAAUAUAAUAAGAAACUGCAGGGAAAUUUGGUGUCAUGUUUUCAAAACGGAAUUGGACAAUAUUAAAAGAAAUUAUACCGUGUUUGUUUUUAUUAGAAAUUAUUAUUAUUUACUUUUAGUCUUUUACUACUAUUAUAACAAUCAGCUAUUUUGUAGAAACAUGCAAAUUGACUAUCUGUGUUUUAAAAAAUAUACAUACAUGCAUAAUACAUACAUCUCAUACAUAUAUCCAAACAUCAACCCAUACAGUGAUACAUACAUACAUACAUACAUACAUAAUACAUACAUCUCAUGCAUAUAU